AUGUCCUUCUUCGAAUACCCCCCAAAGCCAAAGACAGCCUUAGGAUGGCACCGCAUCCUUUCUCCUAACGCAGCGGUAAAGGUGUCUCCCAUUUGCCUAGGCGGCAUCGGCAUCGGGCACUCUUGGAGCACUCUCUUCGGCAAGAAUGAGGACCCCUUCAAACUCCUUGAUACUUACUACGACCUCGGUGGCAACUUCAUCGAUACCUCCAACAUUUACAACUCAGAAGACUCGGAGAAGCUUAUCGGGGAAUGGAUGGAAGCGCGAGGCGUGCGCGACCAAAUGGUCGUUGCAACGAAGUACACCGCCGGGUUCCGUUCAUAUAACCGUGACAAGGAACCUUUACAGAGCAACUUUACGGGAAACUCCGCCAAGAGCAUGCACAUUUCUGUCAGGGAAAGUCUGAAGAAGUUGAGAACGGAUUACAUCGACAUCUUGUAUGUUCACUGGUGGGAUUGGGCGACGUCGGUGGAGGAGGUUAUGAGGGGUUUGCAUGCACACGUCAUGGCGAAGGAAGUGCUCUAUUUGGGAGUAUGCAACACGCCCGCCUGGGUUGUUGUGAAAGCCAACGCCUAUGCUCGCGCCCACGGCCUUACGCCCUUCUCAGUCUAUCAAGGCCAGUGGAACGCAGCUCUCCGCGACAUGGAGGCCGAAAUCAUACCCAUGUGCGAAGACCAGGGCAUGGCCAUUGUGCCUUGGGCAGCAUUGGGUGGUGGGCAGUUCUUGACGGCAGAGGAGAGACGGAAAAAAGAGGAAGAUCCGGAUGCGCGCAAAUCUUCGCAUGGUCAAGAGCCGCCGAUUGCGUUAUGCGAUGCAAUGGAGAAGAUUGCCGAGCAGAAGGGCACAACUCUACAAGCUAUUGCUCUGGCGUACCUCUUUCAUCAAUCACCCUACGUGUUCCCCAUCGUUGGCGUCAAUGCCGUUGCUCAUGUUGAAGCCUUGCCAGCGGCAGUCGGCGUUGAACUCACCAAAGCAGACAUUGACCUUAUACACGAGGCCUCUCCAUUUAAUCCUGGAUUUCCAAUGAAUUUCGCCUUCGCAUUCAUGUCGCCUCAAAAGUACGAUUUGAGUCUCACGGCUACCAACAACCAGCAAUACCGCAUCGCAGCUUGGAUUGACGCCCCGCCAAAGCCACUGCCUUACCAGCCAAGGAAGUUGCCCGAAUAG
Colletotrichum truncatum is the source of this 1167-nucleotide messenger RNA. Its product is annotated as norsolorinic acid reductase. Lineage: Eukaryota; Fungi; Ascomycota; Sordariomycetes; Glomerellales; Glomerellaceae. The record is from RefSeq and is a predicted model, not a curated record.